ACUCGUGAAAAAUGAGAAAUUGUUAGAAAAAUGUCGCGAAAUCUCUCCCCGACGCAGCAGAAGAUCGCGGAGAAACUCUCCAUCCUCAACGACAGAUGUGUGGGAAUACUGACGAGGAUUUAUAACAUCAAAAAGGCCUGUGGCGAUGCCAAAUCAAAGCCUGCAUUCCUCUCAGACAAGAGCUUGGAAUCAUGCAUCAAACAUAUCGUCAGGAAGUUCCCCAACAUCGACAGCAAAUCGCUGCAAGCCCUUACCAAUGUACGGACUGAUAUUAUGAAGUCCCUCUCCCUCUACUAUUACACAUUUGUCGACCUCCUUGACCUGAAGGACCAUGUGUCAGAAUUGCUUACCAUUAUGGAUGCCUUGGCCAUGGCUGACUCCUUGGACAUUAAUGUGAGCUAUGACUUGACAAAAGGCUACCUUGACUUGGUAACAAAUUAUGUAACUCUGAUGAUUCUUCUGUCGAGAGUAGAGGAUCGGAAGGCUGUUUUAGGACUCUUUAAUGCAGCUCAUGAAAUGGUUAACAACCAAGGAGAUCCAAGUUUUCCUCGUUUGGGCCAAAUGAUUAUGGAUUAUGAAACGCCACUGAGAAAGCUGAAUGAAGAGUUCGUGCCUCAUGCCAAGCUCCUCUCAGUGGCUCUCAGUUCACUCUGGGUGUUGUAUCCUCGGAGAAACCUCCGAGCAGACCAGUGGAGGGCAGCACAAAUGUUAAGUUUGGUGAGCACACCAAGUCAGCUUUUGAACCCUGCUCAGACUGAUGUCAUGCCGUGUGAAUAUUUGUCAUUAGAUACUAUGGAGCGCUGGAUCAUCCUUGGGUACAUGUUGAUCCCACAGACAUUGCAAAAACAAGCAGCCCUUGAAUGUUGGGCGCAAGCCCUACAGACAGGAUGGGUUAUUACACUUUUCAGAGAUGAAGUGUUGCACCCGCAUUCUUAUAUCCAAUCAUACCUGGAGACUAAAAAAGAACUCAGUAAACGAACAUCUGAUGUAAAGGAGAGUUAUUCUCAUGCUGUAACACAUGCGCCACUCAUGCACAGAGAACGCCGAAAGUACCUACGCACAGCUUUGAAAGAGCUCGCCCUGAUCCUCACAGAUCAGCCAGGACUGCUAGGUCCAAAGGCUCUCUUUGUCUUCAUGGGCCUUAGCUUUGCCAGAGAUGAAGUAUUGUGGCUGUUGCGACACCAUGAGAACCCACCUCUGCAGAAGGUCAAGGGCAAGACUGCUGAUGACCUAGUAGACCGACAGCUUCCUGAACUGCUUUUCCACAUGGAAGAAAUUAGAGCUCUAAUCAAGAAAUACUCUCAGGUGCUACAAAGAUACUACAUUCAGUACUUGUGUGGCUAUGAUGCUAUUGCACUAAACCAGCUGAUCCAGAGUUUGCAAAAUCUCCCAGAAGAUGAGUCUGUCAUCCUCUCCUCAAUGUGCAAUGAAAUUGGGAAUCUUUCAGUCAAACAAGAGGAAGGCGCAACAUUUGACUUCCGAGGCAUCCGCCUGGAUUGGUUCCGACUUCAGGCCUAUUCCACGUCAAAUCGCUCAGGGUUGCACCUCAAAGACCACAGGGAACUGACAGCUCUCAUCAACCAGAUUGUUUUCCACACCAAGAUGGUUGAUUUCCUGGAUGAAAUGUUGAUAGAAACAUCCGACCUUUCCAUAUUCUGCUUUUUCAGUAAACAGUUUGAGGAUAAUUUCCACAUGUGCUUGGAGUUUCCAGCCCAGAAUCGUUAUAUUGUCUGCUUUCCUCUAAUAUGUUCACAUAUGCAAGCCUGUACCCAUGAGAUCUGCCCUGAGGAGCGUUAUCACAUACGAGAAAGGAGCCUGUCAGUGGUCAAUAUGUUCCUAGAGGAGAUGGCAAAGGAAGCCAAGAAUAUUAUAACAACCAUCUGUGAUGAACAGUGCAUUCUCUCUGACAAGCUCCUGCCAAAGCACACUGUUCCUCUCCUUAUUCAUAAAAAGAAAGAGAAAAAGAAGAAAAAGGAGGACACAACAGAGGGGCGGCCAGGCUUUGAGAGCUACAGAAAAACUAGAGAGGAAUUGACAACGAUGGACAAGUUGCAUAUGGCCUUGACAGAGCUUUGUUUUGCAAUUAACUACUGCAGUCAGAUCCAGGUUUGGGAAUACACCUUUGCGCCAAGAGAAUAUCUCUACCAGCACUUGGAACAAAGGUUUGCACGGGCAUUGGUGGGGAUGGUCAUGCACAACCCAGACACCAAUGAGAUUGCCAAACCAUCAGAGCUUUUAGCAAGUGUCAAGACUUACAUGAGUGUGUUGCAGACUGUUGAAAAUUAUGUCCACAUAGACAUCACAAGGGUGUUCAAUAAUGUCCUCCUGCAGCAGACACAGUUGCAGGAUAGCCAUGGUGAAAAGACCAUCACAGCCCAUUAUAAUACAUGGUAUUCUGAGAUACUCCUCCGACGAGUUAGUGCAGGCCACAUUGUGUUCUCAGAAAAUCAGCGUGCCUUUGUGUCGUUAACAGCAGAAGGAGCUCAGCCAUUUGCGGCGGAAGAAUUUUCCGAUAUCAAUGAGCUUAGAGCUUUGGCAGAACUAAUUGGACCCUAUGGGAUGAAAGCACUAAAUGAGAAUUUGAUGUGGCACAUUGCCAAUCAAGUGCAAGAAUUGAAGAAAUUGGUGAUCUUAAAUAAAGAGGUUCUGCUCUCUAUGAGAACUAACUUCGACAAGCCAGAUCAAAUGAAGGAAUUGUUCAAGAAGUUGCAGCAGGUGGAUAGUGUCCUGUCACGCAUGCAGAUCAUCGGAGUGAUUCUCUGCUUCCGACAGCUGGCUCAGGAAGCCUUGGCAGACAUUCUUGACAACCGCAUUCCCUUCCUCAUGUCAUCCAUAGCAGACUUCAAGCAUCAUGUUCCAAAUGGUGACACAAUGAUUGAGAACAUAAAGCUACAGCUUGUGAACGAGAUGUCUUCAGCCGCUGGCCAUCCAUGUGAGGUUGACCCAGCCCUUGUCAAUGUCUUGCGAUCUCAUAAGAAUGAGGUACCUGAUGAGGAAUUCAUCAUUACAUGCUUGUUGAUGGUAUUUGUUGCAGUUUCCAUUCCGAAACUAGCACGGAUGGACAACACAGUAUACAAACCAGCUUAUGGUGCCCAUGCCAACAACUCCCAUUGUCUGGCUCAGGCAGUAAAUACACUUUUUGCUGCUCUCUUCACCUAUUGUGGGCGAGCGCAGGACAUUGAGGAGAGGUUGAAGGAGUUCUUGGCUCUGGCUUCCUCCAGCCUCCUCCGCCUAGGACGAGAGAAUGACAAGGAUGUUAUAAAGAACAGGGAUGCAACAUACAUCUUAUUACAUCAGAUUGUAGUGCAGUCACCCUUCCUAACCAUGGACCUUCUGGAAGCAUGCUUCCCCUAUGCCCUCAUCCGCAAUGCCUACCACACAGUACACAAGGCAGAGCAGUAGAUGAUGGGUUAGAAACCAUUUUUAAAGAAUUACCUGAAUGUUCAUUCCCUCUCUUUCUUGUACCUUCUCCUCUCCCUUUCACUCUCUUUCCCAUUCUCACUUCUUCCAUCCUUUCCUUCUCCCCUUCUUUCCUCUGACCUGACCUGAGUUUUAUUUAGUCGAUGUAUAUGAUAGUCAAAGGUUAAUAUUACUUUUAGUAUUACCAAACUUUAGUUAUUUUCAUGUUGUGGCACAAGAGUCCAUAUGCAAAGUCAGAUUAUGUUGCCUUGCACAAAUUCAUUGGUAAUCCAUCAUACGAUUCACAAAUUCUUAGGUGAUUAUGUUGAUAUUUAGCUGUUUUUGUUUAAUCAUUAGUUAGUUGUUUAUGAUUUUGAGAAAUCUCAUUUGAAGUGUGGCAAAAGGAUAGUGCUGGAAGUCAUGACUGAUGCUAUUAUUUUUGCUUAAUUAAAAUUUUCUUGGGAACUUGAUUAUUUACAUUUUAUCCAAGAUUAAGAUACAAAGGAAAAGAUUGAGUUACGGUGUGAUGGAUGUGUUUUUUUUUCUUGUGGGGUCAUAAUACAAGCAAAAGAAAGUGAUGUUAAAAGAUAAGUAAAACAAUAUCAAGUCCCAGCCAUUCAGAUGUGGUAAUUACCUUUCAUUGCACUGACUUGUGAUGAGGAUAUAUGAUAUAGUGCCUCUUAUUUUGGCCAUUAUUUUUGUAUCUGAAGUCCACCAGUGAGCUUAGGAUAGUAUAUAGCAAAGCUGUUUAAUGAAAGGAUAUAAGACAAUAUAUAUUGUACUUGUGAUGGUCUUUUCCCACAUCAAAAUUCAUUUGCAAGGCAGAACAUUUUCAUUUGGUUCCUCUAUCAUUUUAGGGAAAUAUUUUGUGUUAUAAAGUUAUUAAAAGGUGUCUAAGUUAUCACUGAUAAUGAUACUGAAACUUAAGUUAUACCCCCAUGCAGCCUUAGCCAUUGUCAGUGCUGUGAGAGAUAUUACUGCAUUCUGAAUUUGUUUGAAAAAGGUAAUGUGUAAGCAGGUUGUCAAGUGUGUAGAUAAUUGAUUUUAAUGACCUGUCAUUGGAUAUAUUUAUAACAAAGCAUUAUAUAUAUGCAGAUUUUUAAAUGUUUCUCCUGUGUUCAUGUCAUAAUAAAGAUAAAACAUGGCAUAGUAUCUUUGCCAAAUAUGAUUGUCACAAACAAGGAAGAUACCAGUGUCAUUUGUUUUUAAAAUAUAUAUUUAAAUCUGCAGUGGAGACACUCAAAUUUUUAUCAUUCUGAAAAUUUAGUCAGAUGGCAUGAAAUGCACAAAAGCAACAGGCAGUGAAAUUUUAUAGUACAAAUAUGCUUUUUUUCAAUAGAUUGUGGAUUCUUAAUUCAAGACUUGUUUUAUCAGCAUGUGACAAAUGUGGUGGCAAAGGUGUAAGGAAAGUCUAGAUUUUUCUUGAGUUUAUAUUGCAUUAUGUUUAUUAGUUUAAAUUACUGUUUCAAUCAUAAUUUAUUUUCCUUCUAGCCAUGAAUCUUAAUGAGAGAACUGUCAUUGUAAUGUGUGGUAUUGUGCCCUUGAUAAUGUAUUUCAUCUAAUGAUCAUAGUAAAUAGAUCUUGUGUUCAUUUGUGUUCACUUCCAGAUAAUGAAAGGCUAGGCUCAAUCUGCUUGUUAUUUCACAGUAGACAAUAUGACCUAUGGCAGUUACUGUCAACAAGUGUUAAUCAUUAGCAUCACUAAUGCUAUGAGGUUUAUUUUAUAUAUUUUUUACAGGAACAUUUAUCUUAACAUUACAAUGCUGACAAUAGAUGUUUGUAGACUUCAUGAAUUUGUAUUCUUAUUAUGAAUCGCCUUGCUGUAGAUGCCCGUGCCCUUUAAACCACAAGACUUCUUGCAAACAAAGCAAAAUGUACCAAUUUACACAAUCUUGAAUUUCACUAUCUAGCUUAAGUGUAUAUGUAUGUAUAUAAGUAUAGUAAGUAUGCACUACUAGUUGAUACUUGUGAGUUGGUAUGCCUUCAAUAGUCUGUUUGUUAUUUCUGCAUUUUUUAGGAGAUAUUAUUUCAUCUUUUGAGUAUAUUGAGGAAGAUUAAUAAAAAAUUCCAUGUGAUGAUUCAAACUUCACCAAACAAAGGAUUAAAUUAGAAAAGUUCAAGGGUGAUGAGAACUCUGGUUAAUAGAAUCUGUAUGCAGAUGUGGUUAUAUCAUGUGCAAUUGUAUUAUUGCAAGCAUGAGAAAUUUUGAUUCCAUUUAGGUGCUCCAGCUUUGUUUGCAAAAAAAGAACAAAAAAAAUGAAUUGAAAAAAAAAAGAAUAAAAUAAAAUACAGUAUACCAAACAUUCUUUAUUGGUAAGAGACAGUUUCCCAAUCCCAGUUAAUGUUGGGGUCUAUAAGGAUAUGUUUUGUAAAGUUUAUGUAUAUGGUAUUAUCUGUGCUUCUAUAAACUUGGUUUAAGUAUUAGUUUUCAGAAUGAUACAAUCAGUGACUUGGGCUUAGAUUUUGGAAUCUUUCCUCUCAUUCUAAAGCAUUAAAUUUUGCUUUUAGGAGGAUUUUCCAAAGCUCACAGUGACCUGUAUGUGUCAUGGUAAUCAAAAGCUGACUUGAAUUUUGUAGACUAUAAGGAAUUUUAGAGCAGGAUUUCAUAUAUUAUUCUUUUAUAUGUAUUUAAUUGUCUGAAAGAAAAAAACAAAACAAAAAUAUUGUAUAUGUCUCGUGCUUGACAUAGCUCUAAAUUUUGGCUGUGCCUCACAUAGGAAAGUUGUGUUUUGUAGAAAAUUUUGAUUUCAAACUCAUAAUUGUGAGGUUCACUAGUGACCAUUUUGUAUGACAAUUAAGAGUCAUUAUUUGAUAGGGUGUGAUAACAAAAGAUUUCCCUAGACAGUUAAGAUUGCCAUCUUUGUCGCUCAAUAGAAGUAUGGUCUUAUUGCUGUUUACUGUAGAAUUUAUAUUCAAGCCUUCUAUGCAGUGGUCUAAGAAGUCAGCUUUUGAAUAUAACCAAAGGAUGAAUAAAUUUUGAAUUACCUUUA
Molecule: messenger RNA, 6389 nt
Organism: Penaeus monodon (black tiger shrimp)
Lineage: Eukaryota; Metazoa; Arthropoda; Malacostraca; Decapoda; Penaeidae
Gene: Hem
Product: membrane-associated protein Hem-like
Exons: 26
Coding region: 31-3402 (1123 amino acids)
Biological process (GO): cell morphogenesis; neuron projection morphogenesis; cortical actin cytoskeleton organization
Cellular component (GO): SCAR complex
Source: RefSeq, a predicted model, not a curated record